Molecule: messenger RNA, 2248 nt
Organism: Humulus lupulus (European hop)
Lineage: Eukaryota; Viridiplantae; Streptophyta; Magnoliopsida; Rosales; Cannabaceae
Product: RHOMBOID-like protein 13
Exons: 2
Coding region: 621-1436 (271 amino acids)
Cellular component (GO): membrane
Molecular function (GO): serine-type endopeptidase activity
Source: RefSeq, a predicted model, not a curated record
UUAAUAGGCAUUUGAGCAAAACCGACAUUAUCAUUUUUAUACCCUAUGCUUGUAUCACAGAUAAAAACUCGAAAGUCCCAGAAUAUCGAAACCCGAAGAAGAAAGCAAGUCGAUUUGAAGCCGUACAGGUGAGAAAGUUCUUUACCAACAUUGCUUCUUUGAUUACUUGAAACCUAAGAUCUCCUUUUUUUUUUUUUAUGCUUAACAUUGAAGAUAAUCGAUCAUUGAAUUUGGGUUUCCAUUGUUGCCCAAACAAGUUUCCCCUGUAACUUUUUCUAGAUUCUCUAAGAAAGCUGCCCCUAUAAUCGAUGCUAUUCAAGAAACCCAUUUCACAGAAAAGUGUUCUAAUCCUGUUGAGAUAGUGAAGCGUGUGAGUCUUUAACUUAUUUUAGAGGAUUUAGAUCCAGCAAGUAUAUAAAUUUCACUGAUUUUGGAGGGACACUUAAAAUCUUCUAAGUAUGAGUGGGCUGUAUCUCGAUUCUUAGUGCAAAAGGGUUCUUGAUUCUUUUACGGGUUUAGCGUUGAUGUGAAGAUUCUUGUAUUGAAUUUUCGUAAUCGACAUCGAAGAAUUGUGGAGAGUCAGGAGAGAUUUUGGAGUAGGGUGUGAAAAGGGUGGAAUAAUGGGAAGGCCUUUGAUUUAUGAGAUUUUGGAAAAGCCAGCCACAAGUUGUAUCAUAGGACUAUGCAGUGCAAUCUGGUUCUACAUUCAGAAGAAAAACAUUGGGUAUUCUCAUGUGGGCUUGAGUUAUGAAAACGCCAUUGAAGGGCACCAUUGGAGGAUUAUAACUUCGGCCUUUUCACAUAUAAGCAUUCUUCAUCUUGUGUUUAAUAUGAGUGCACUUUGGAGUCUUGGUGUGGUUGAGAAGUUGGGGCCGUUGGGACUUGGGGUUGAAUAUUAUCUUCAUUACACACUUGUCCUGGUUGUUCUCUCUGGCAUACUAGUUUUGGGGAUGUACCAUAUUCUAAUUCAAAGAUUCAAGAUUGAGUACUUUAAGAGAGUAACAGCUGUUGGAUAUUCUUGUGUUGUUUUUGGGUGGAUGACGAUUCUUUCUGUGAGACAGCCAUCAUCCAAAUUGGAUCUUUUUGGGUUUCUUUCACUCCCUAUCAGUUUUGCACCAUUUGAGUCACUUAUUUUUACUUCUAUUAUUGUUCCACAAGCUAGUUUUCUAGGACAUUUGUCAGGAAUCAUUGUUGGGUAUGCCAUUGCAUGGGGUUUGAUUCAUGGAAUGAGUAACUUUUGGGCAAUUUCCAUGUUGGGAUGGAUUGUGCUUGUUUUUGUCUUCAGUUUGAAGCGCGCUGGUGCAUAUGACAUCAGUUUUCUUGAGAUCGAAUCUGUUACCGAUCCUUCUUUGCCUUCUGUUCGGUUUCUACCAUCUGGAAAUGGUAGAACACUGCAGAUGAGUGCAUUACCAGUUUCUGGUGCUGAGAUUGUGUAGCAUAAUGUCCUCUGAUCUUUGCCUGACUGGGAAUGAAAUGGAAGUCCUAUAUAGUUUUAGUUUUGGUUUGCCAGACUUAUCAGGUCAUAGUUUACGCCGCUAUUUGUGUUGUCAGAAUCUAGAUCAUGUCAGAUUUUGCUGCCUGUUCUGCGUUCCUGAUUAAAGUUGAGGUGCUAUCUUUAACCCAUCACGGUGGCAGGUGCAUUCUAUUUGCUGCAAAUGUGACAUCUAAGGUUGGUGGGCAUUGAUUUUAUAUCCUUUAUUGUUUGAGCAGAGCAUAACUCUUUGUAGCUAUAUUUUGAGCAGCAUGUAUAUGAAUUCAUGAUUGUUUCUCAAAGAAGUCUAAGAAUGUUUAAUUUUGGUAGGAUAGAUUUUGACAGUACACCAUUGAUUCAGCUAAAUGAAGAAUAAACAGAUUCGAAGGGACAAACAUACGGGUUUUUAUUAAUGGUUAGGAGAGGAGCUCACUAGUUUUGGAAGAAGCUUCAAAAGAUUAGGGUAGAAUCUUAAGCCAAUCCAUUGUUCUGUAAUCACCCGUGACAACUUCUUAUGAUGCCUUAAUCAGAGUUUGAAAGGGUCUAGAUAAUGUUGCAAACGUCUCUCCUUUGUCUGCAUUUUGAGUAUAUAUUUUUUUAUCAAUUUUUUUUCAGUCAUUUUGAGUUAUUAAUUGGUUCCUACGUACCAACCAUUUAUAUUGGCAAGCUUGUGAACAUAAUCAUGAAAAUAGAGUGAGCACUUAAGGGAAAAUACCAAUGGUAUCUUUGUUUUCUAUUUGGGAAAUUUCAUGUUAUAUGCACGAUAAUUUAGUAAAA